AUGACUGCCGUGCCGGAAGUCUCAGCUACCAUCAACGACCUCCUGGCUCAACAGCAGCUGUUGAUGCACUCCAUCACUCGAGCGCUCGAUAACUUCAAAAAGCUCGGAAGGAAUAACUACACCGCUGCAAAGGUCCGAGCGCGAAUCGCUAGCUCCAAAGAAGUCUGGACGCAAUGCGUUCGCGUGCACUCGGCCCUCUUGCAAGUUAUUCCGGAAGCGAAAAGAAGCACGUUCGACUAUUUUCAAAGCGAACUGUUCGAUCAGGCCGAGGACAUCCACUUGACGACGUUGGAUUACAUGGCCGAAUAUCUGGAGGCACUCGCGCCAACGCCGCCGCCUCUGACAGCGAACCAGGCUCCGGGCGCCGCGUGCAGUCAUGGGCCGCCUGCCUCCUCAUUCUCACUGGCGCAUCUGCCGCCCAUCAACAUUCCGCCAUUCUCAGGGAAAUAUGAAGAUUGGGAGACGUUCCGCGAUCGCUUUACGUCUCUUAUCAUUAACAAUCCCGAACUUUCUGCAUUCGCGCGAAUGCAUUUUCUCUCAUCAAGCCUCGCCGGGCGGGCGCUUGAAUCUAUUCGAAGCAUCCCAGUAACCGCGGAUAACUUUGAACUUGCGUGGAAGGCCCUUGAGUCGAGGUACGAAAAUAAGCGCCGAUUAGUCGAGAUGCAUGUGUCCGCGUUAUAUAAUCUGCCGAGCGUUUCCCGCGAAUCAGCGAGCGAACUCAGCAAGCUUCGGGAUAAAGCAAAUCGCGCAAUCACGUCGCUGAAGAAUUUAGAUCGUUCCGAAUCCGACAUUCUCAGCGACAUGCUGAUGUAUAGCGUCACGCAAAGGCUUGAUCCCGCCACUAGGAAAGCGUGGAAACUGAAAGGCGGGGAUGACGCGCGAAUCCCAACAUUCAGCGAACUCGACCGAUUCCUCGAUUCUCGUGCUCGCGCGCUCGAAGAAUUGCAUCCCGCGAAU
Molecule: messenger RNA, 957 nt
Organism: Temnothorax curvispinosus
Lineage: Eukaryota; Metazoa; Arthropoda; Insecta; Hymenoptera; Formicidae
Exons: 1
Source: RefSeq, a predicted model, not a curated record